CCUCUCGAUCGCUUGUGCUCUGAGCUAUCCGUCAGUCUACACCAUGAACGCCCUGGUCAGCAGCGUCCUACUAAGUGCCCUGGUUGCCAGCGCCUUCGGAGGUUUCAUCGGAGGCGGCGGUGGCGGUGGUCUAGGCGGUGGUCUGGGCGGCGGUCUGGGUGGUGGAUACGUUGGUGGAGGUGGUGUUGGAGGCUACGGAGGCGGCUAUGGCGGAGGCUACGGCGGAGGCUACGGCGGAGGUCUCGGGGGCGGCGUCGGUUUCGGAGGCCUAGGUGCCGGUGGCGUCGGCGGAGGCGGCGGUGCCGUUGGUGUCGGCAGCAGCGUCGUGCUGCUCAGCGGUGGCCGGGCUGGUGCCGGAAAGUCCGUGGCCGGACCGGCGUUCCUGGUCCGCACUGUGCACCACGUCAACCAAGUUCACGGUGGCGGCGCUAUCGUCGCCCACUCCGGUCUCGGAGGCGUCGGCGGAGGCGCUGGCGCUGGAGGUGUCGGCCUCGGCGGUGGUGUUGGAGGUCUCGGAGGUGGCCUCGGAGGUUACGGAGGUGGCGUCACCUAUGGUGGCUAUGGUGGCUAUGGUGGCUACGGUGCUGGUGGCUAUGGUGGUUACGGGGGCUAUGGCGCCGGAGGCUAUGGUGGCUACGGCGCUGGUGGAUAUGGCGGCGGCAGCGGUGUCGUCGGCAAGGUCGUGGUCGUCAAGCACCACAAAUAGGCGUCCACUUCUAAUGUGUUCAACAAUCUGAGUGAAGAAACUUCCAUCGAAAGCCGUACGCCGUCGACCUCUAGGGGAAAGCGGCAGCAGCGCACACCAGCCCUCCAAGUCGAAAGGAUGACCUCAACAGUGCAAAUUAUGUUCGUGACUUGUGUAAAUACAUGUUGACGAGGGCGUCCUGCCUCAUCACCCAAAAUAAUUUGUUUGGCCUCCUUAAUCUUCAACAUAAUCCUGCAUGCCACACAUGGUAUUGUGGCGGGCACUGUUUUGGCACUCUUCUAGACAUCUGCAAAUGGUUGCAAGUUUCCCAACAAUACAUCACUCCCUGAUUCGGCUCGAUAAAAUAGCUUGUCUAGUCAUAAUUUGCGCUCCUUCUCUUUACUUUUUCAUCAACAGUAAACAACUUGC
Molecule: messenger RNA, 1114 nt
Organism: Dermacentor andersoni
Lineage: Eukaryota; Metazoa; Arthropoda; Arachnida; Ixodida; Ixodidae
Source: RefSeq, a predicted model, not a curated record